AUGUUAUGCAUUUCUGCCCUGAAUUCACAGAAAUUAGAAUACGAGGAAGGCAUUUCCAACAUAGGUGCACAUGUGUGUGCAAUCGGGCGCCUAGCUGCUGUUGAACACGCUGAAAGCAUGGCUGAAAAUUCAAAUGCAAAUGAUACUACAGUUACUUCUCCUAAUACAACAAAUGUCGAAGGCACAGACAACGAUAUGAGACAAGCAAUUAUUGCAGAUGUACUCAGUGCAAUAAGAAAAGAGUUCUCUCCUUUACUGCAUGGACAAAAGAGGAGACCACUGCCUCCAUCUGACGAUUCCCUGUCUGUCCAUGCUGACAAAUACCGUCUUGUUGAUGACGAGGAUAAUAUACCAGGAGAUACUUCUUCUGAGCAUGAUAAUGACAACAAUGAUGAAAAUAACUUACCAAGGCAUUCCCUUGAGAACACUAUCCCUGGAGAUAAUAUGUCAGAUUUAUUUACUCCAAAUAAACAUGGUGGCAAACGCUACCGUGAUUUGGAUGUUGCAGAAGACAUCCUCUUACAAGUGGAUAAUGAAAUGCCACAAUCAUUAGACCUUGGUGAAAAAAUCAAAGAAAAUGUUGCCACUAGAGUUACAUCUCAUUUCCUGGAAAAAUGUCUUAUUCCAGAGGUAAAAAAGAAGAUAGGGAAAAGGCACUUGCUUCCUAAAAACUGUACUAAAAUGGCUGUGCCAAAGAUGAACAAAUGCAUUUUUAAUCUCAAAAGUUUUUCAGAAUUUCAAAAACGUAAUGAGAGAAAUUUGUACAACACACAGCAAACACUGUUGAGUGCAACAUCAGCCAUUAUAGAGGUGGUUGAAAAGGUUUUACAGUCUGAUGAAGGGAAAAAGCCCUUGAAUUCGAAGGAUGUUGUCAUGAAUUGUCUUGAUGCAAUAACAUUACUCGGGUCAGUCAAUACAGACCUAAAUAAUAAAAGAAAACAAAAUGUUCGCAUCUCUUUGAACCCUCAAUACCGGGAUCUAUGUAACCCCAGUAGACCAUGCAAUGAAUUUCUGCUUGGGGAUGAUUUACAAAAGGGUAUGAGAGAAGCCCAGGAAGCCUCAAAGCUUGCCUUGUCCUCAUCCAGUACAUAUAGCCACAACAAUAGCAGGAAAUAUCAAUCAUAUCCUUAUGUUGGAAGAGAAGGGCAAGAAACCACAACAAAGUCAUCGGAAGCCCUUCAACAGAAGCAGGAAAUAACUGCUGCCCUCAAUGCAGGUGCUAUUUCUAGAUGUUUGCCUGCAUGGAAAGAAUUGACAUCAGACCAUGAGGUGUUGUCAACCGUUUCUGGUCUAAAAAUAGAAUUUGAGGAACCACCUGAACCUGGUAAUGCUGAAAGCAUGAACUGUUCUUUCUCUGCUGAUGAAAACGUAUUUAUCAAAUCAGAGAUCACCAGGUUACUUAAAAAAGGAGUAAUCAAACAAAGUUAUCAUGUAGCUGGAGAGUUUAUAUCUCCUAUUUUUCUCACUCCAAAGCCUGGUGGUUCAUUCAGACUUAUUUUGAAUUUAAAAAAGCUUAAUAGUUAUAUGCCAUAUAUACAUUUUAAAAUGGACACAAUUUCUUCAGUUUUGAAAUUAGUUACAAAAAACUGCUUUAUGGCAAAAAUUGAUAUUAAAGAUGCUUACUACUCUGUUCAUAUAGAUGACGAAUAUCAAAAAUUCUUAAAGUUUUAUUAUGAUGGUGUGUUAUACCAGUUCACUUGUCUCCCUAACGGUUUGUGUUCUGGACCACGAAAAUUUACGAAGCUUCUUAAACCACCUCUUGCUGUCUUAAGAUCAUCCCAGUGCUUGGUUUCAGGUUAUAUUGAUGACCUUAUUACCAUGCACAAAUCUGACAACGGCUGCUUUGUAAACAUAAAGAGUAUUGUAUCUUUAUUAGGAGAAUUGGGAUUUUCUGUACAUCCUGAUAAAUCACAUUUUCUCCCCACUCAAACCUUAGAAUACCUCGGUUCAAUCAUCGAUUCAGUCAAUAUGAGAGUGUAUUUAACUGACUCAAAAAAGAAAAGAACCAAGGAAUAUUGUCAAAAACUUCUGUCUGCUACUCACAAAGUUAGUCUAAGGGAAAUUGCCCAACUUCUUGGUAUCUUCAGCUCUAGCUUUCAUGCUGUGUUAUUUGGAAAACUUCAUUAUAGAGAUUUAGAACGUCUGAAGAUAGACUCAUUAAGAAACAACUAUGGCAAUUUUGAUUCAUACACUACUUUGUCUGCUAAUGCAAUAGCAGAUAUACAGUGGUGGUGUGACAAUAUUACCUCAUCAUACAGUCCUAUCUCAUUUGGUAACCCCACUAUGACUAUUUCCACUGAUGCUUCUAAGCUUGGGUGGGGUGCAGUAUGUUCUAACUCACAAACUGGUGGCUUAUUCUCAGAAGUUGCAUAUAAAUGUAUUAGAGCUGAAAGCUAUUCUUUUUGGACUGAGGUCAUUAUGUGA
Molecule: messenger RNA, 2424 nt
Organism: Hydractinia symbiolongicarpus
Lineage: Eukaryota; Metazoa; Cnidaria; Hydrozoa; Anthoathecata; Hydractiniidae
Exons: 4
Coding region: 1-2424 (807 amino acids)
Source: RefSeq, a predicted model, not a curated record